This is a messenger RNA of Diachasma alloeum, 791 nucleotides long. Its product is annotated as translation machinery-associated protein 16. The record is from RefSeq and is a predicted model, not a curated record. Bases 237 to 737 code for a protein of 166 amino acids. Lineage: Eukaryota; Metazoa; Arthropoda; Insecta; Hymenoptera; Braconidae. The transcript is spliced from 5 exons. Gene Ontology annotation, cellular component: nucleus.
UGAUCGUUUAUUGCAUGUCAGCGACUCGAAAACAACUAAUUUCUCUUCUUCGGGGCCAGAGCACGUGGUCCACAGCUGCAGGUUUUGUUUAUUUGCCAUUGUCAAUUCGUAAUUCCGUUGUUAUCGAAUAAGUGAAGUGAUUGGAACGUGAUAAACUAGUGGAAAUUGUAGAUAAUUAUUUUUCAGGUUAAGUUUUUCUGUAGAUUCAGUAAAAAAGUUGAGUGUAUUUUCCGAAAAUGUCAGCAAUAAUGAAGAGGGAAUUAUCCAAACAGAAGAAAAUGCUGCACCCAAACAGUCGAAAAAUUCUGGCAAUAGCCAAGAAGAGUAAAAAAGCGUUAAACAGAGAGAAUGCAAAGCAAACCGGUUCAAUGAAACAGAACUUGAUACGAGAAAAAAUGCUGUGGAUGCGUGAGCAUAUGGUGCCAGACGUGUGCCCUUACCCAGCAAGUCUGACUGGUGAAUUGCUCGAGAAGUACAUUGCGAGACACGACGAGGAGAUGGCCAAGAUUGUUGAGAGCAAACUGGGAAAGAAGAAUAGGAGUCACACGAGUCGAGAGGAUGUCCUGAGGAUGACGAAGGAGAGGGAGGUGGAGGAGUACAAUGGGGCUGGAAUAGAAAUUCCCAAUAUUCUGAAUUCUGCACAAUGCGAAAUGCUCAGACAGUGGGAUGGGGACCUUCGUUAUCUCCCGAAUUUCAGUUUUCGUCGAUUUGGGAAGAAACACGUGGCAACUGCAUAACUGGAGGUGAUUGAAUUAUUUUUUAUAUUAAUAAAAUUGUGUACAUACGACGAA